GUUCUUGUUGCUUGCUGCCUGCCUGCCUGCCUAGACAUGGCGAUAGCUACCGCUCGACAUGGUGCCAGCCACGAGGACUCUACUGCUCCGUGGAUCAAAGGUGGCGACACAUGCCGGUUCGUUCACAGGGAGUGCUCUGCGAAUCCCAUGUUUAGGUCGGAAUACGUCAGAAACAAUCGGUCAAGUGGACACAAGAACGUCAGGUGCUUUCCGCAUUGUUGUGGCGCCCACCGUGAAAGCACCUUUUGCGGGUCCUCCAUCACCGUCCAAUGCACCGACCAUCAAGUAAUGGUGUAUGGACGCUUUGAAGAAGCCGACGACAAUGCUCGCAUGCAGCCCCAUGUGGCCAUUGGCACAAUACUAAAGCUGUCUGACAUUCUCGGCGACGAGAAGACGGCCGCUAGUCCGUUUGGGAUGUGGAUGGUCGGUGCAUCCGUCGGCAACCACCAUUACGAGAUCAACAAGAGCAAACUGUCUUGGCACUAUGGUUGGGUGUCGUCGCGGUUCAACAGCAAGACGUUGCAUCGCUUCCAGGUCUACGUCUUCCAGCAGACGACGCCCCAACAAGUGAGAUGCGUGGCCAAGUUAGCGUCGCCGUCGUUCUCGCUCUGCUCCAGCCGCAAGACGCGCAAGAAGGCGGCGCUAGUGAUCAUCCCCACCAAAGUCGAGCCGGUUGCUUCUUCUUCGUCGUCGCCCCCACUCGCCCUAGUCAAAUCGGAACCACCGGCACCCUACGUCCGGAUGCUGCCCCCCCCGCCACCCAUCAAGAUCGAAAUGCCAUCGUUUGAGUCGUUUCUUCGCCACGAGCCGACGCGACCUCGAACAUUUUCAGGCAUCGACCAACAAGAGCACGCCCCCAAGCGACUCAAAACCAACACGUCGGUCGACGACUUGCAAGCCGUCAAGCCGUCCGCUCCGGCGUCGCCGACCCCCUCCAGCACGUUCAGUUUCUCGAGCUUUAUGAACCCAUUCCCCCAUCCCCACAACGCCCCGUCGUCGCCGGUACCGUCGACCUCCAAUUCUUGUGCGUACAGUUUUUCCAGUUUUACACGUGGCGGCAACGAGUGCAAACCUUCGUCGCCAGUGCCGUCGAUUGCUCCCUCUACAUUUAGCUUUUCCAGCUUUCUACCGCCCAAGGCAUGCGUGGGGCAUCGUCCGCAUAAAUGCCCCAACUCCCCCAAACCCACAGCCCCGUCGUCGCCCGUGCCGUCGUCCGUGCCUUCUGGUGUCGUGACCUUGUUCUCGGACCUGAUCAAAGACGACUACUGCCGGAUGCUCAAGGACUGCCCCAAGCAGCAGCGCGUGUCUCGGUACGACUACAUCGACCGCGCCAUGUGUUUGAGCCAGAUCCACGACGUGGCGUCGUCAAUCAUCUCAUUCGCGUCGCUCGACGGCACGAGAUGGGACGACUUGGCUGAGGCCACGUCGCCCCUCCACGGGUUCAUGGUCCGAUCUGGCGAGUGGGAGUCCAUCUCCAUCUACGAGUGCCGGCCGCGCACCCACGACACGGACGACUCGUACGACCACGUGCUGACGUUCUGCCUCAACGCGAUGCGCCACUGCAUCCGCACCGGCAUGAUCGCGCGACUGCGGUCGUUUCUGCAUUCGCACGCGGCGUCUAUCUUCAAGCCGGAGCUGCUGGACCAAGCGUACGCAGACAUUAUCGUGUUCUUUGAGCAAGAGAUCGAGAGCUAUGUAUUUCCAAGGAAACGCAUGCAAUGCGCGGCGUUCCUCGCGUACUUGCGCCGCAACUUGCCCCUCGAGUUGGUAUCUCAACUGGAUGCAUCAUCUUCUUCCGACGAGUCCUCCGACAACGAACCGCUGGGGUACUUUGAACUGGUAACCCAACUCCGCCAAGUAUACCAAUUCGUCAAGUCGGAAGAGCAGCCCGUGGACAUGACGCCGUCGUUCGUGUCGCGAACAUGCGUGACUGGCCGAUGGCGGCGGGUGCAAGCGCCCACCCAUUCUAGCGCGUCGUGGCUAUUUCGGGUCUUGGGCUCGUUCAUACUACUGCAUUGGACGCUCGUGGAAACCCCCUCAGAGCUCUUGAUGAAAUUCGACGAAAGUCUAAUUCCGACGCUGACCCCGUAUUUGCUCAACGGCGACCCCAUGUUUUUGUCCUUUUCGCCCAUUGGAAUGAGCACGGGGGGCAUGCAAGGCCGGGCCAUGGCGGGGUACAAAGCGUGGCGCAACGACCAAAAUCAAAUUGUGAUCCAAUGGCACAACUGGCCUCGCGGGGAAAAAUGUAUUCGUCGGCGGUACUCUCGAACGCUGUACCGGUCGGAUACGGACCCAGACAUACUGUGCUCGCACAUGAUCGUCGAGGAAUCAGGCACUAUCGGGCAUAGCUUGAAGUCGUUUUCAGAGUUGAAUUUGUCCGAGCGCAUCAAUUUUCCAGGCGAGUGGCGGGUGAUUUUGGACGAAGACUCGACGUUUGUGCGCAUCAAAGAUUGACCAGAGGGGUGGUUUUAGUACUACUACUACUAGUAGUCGAUCGGUGGUCUCCUACUCCUUACUCGUGUGGUGGCCCAAACUCCCACGCGGUCGCAUCGUGGUCUGCGCGCUGCUGUAACUUUAAGUAAUAUCGAGUGCGCUCUGGUGGACUGUACGUGGCUUUCUUGUCGUUGAGCAUUUGCAUUUUCAGGCGCUCCAUGGCGGUGU
Aphanomyces astaci is the source of this 2661-nucleotide messenger RNA. RefSeq lists its product as hypothetical. NCBI's taxonomy places the organism in Eukaryota, Oomycota, Saprolegniomycetes, Saprolegniales, Verrucalvaceae. The coding region runs from base 37 to 2454 and encodes 805 amino acids. The record is from RefSeq and is a predicted model, not a curated record. The transcript is spliced from 13 exons.